AACCACCCCAAAUCCCGCGCCCCCCAAAUCCCCAACCGAAACCGCGCGCACUCCACUCCACCCUCACCCCCCCCCCCCCCCCCCCCCCCCCCCCAGAUCCACCCCCGCCCAGGCCGAGAUGCUCGUCCAGGACCGCGUGCUCCCGGAGCACGCCGGGAGCAACAAGUCGCCCAAGUCCCCGCGCGCCGCGCCGGGGUCGGACCGGCGCCACCCGCGCCCCUUCGCCAAGAGCCUCGACUUCAGCAACUGGGCCUCCGAGCACUCCUCCAGGCUGCUGCUCCUCCUCUUCGCCGUCGCCUCCGUCGCCGCCGUCUUCCUCCUCCGCGGCGCCGGCCCGGACGCCGCCGCGCUCCUCUGCCUCGACCGCUCCAGCUCCCGCUCCGCCGCCGGCCCCGCCAAGCUCCCCUACCCGGACGUCGCCUGGUCCAAAAUCCCGCCGAUCGCCAUCGCCUCGGCGGCCCCCUUCGCCUCCUUCCGCGCCGAGAGGUGGAUCGUCGUCUCCGUCUCCUCCCCGCCCACCGCCGCGCUCGCCGCGCUCACCCGACUCAAGGGCUGGCAGCUCCUUGCCGUCGGCAACUCGCACACCCCCUCCGACUGGGACCUCAAGGGCGCCAUCUUCCUCUCCCUCGACCUGCAGGCGCAGCUCGGCUACCGCUCGGUUGACUUCCUGCCCUACGCCUCCCACGUCCGCAAGACGGCCGGCUACCUCUUCGCCAUCCAGCACGGGGCCAAGCUGAUCUUCGACGCCGAUGACCGCGCCGAGGUGCCCGGGAAUGAUCUCGGCAAGCAUUUCGAUGUUGAUCUCGGAUCUGGCAUCGCCAACCACCCCGUGCUGCUCCAGUACAGCCACGCGGAUCCCAACCGCACUGUGGUCAACCCCUAUGUGCACUUCGGCCAGCGCUCGGUGUGGCCGCGGGGGCUGCCGCUGGAUAAGGUCGGGGAGGUGGCGCACGAGGCGUUCUACACUGAGAUCUUCAGUGGCCGCCAGUUCAUUCAGCAGGGGUUGUCUGACGGUUUGCCGGAUGUGGAUGCGGUCUUCUACUUCACGAGAAAGCCGCCAACAGCGCCAUUCGACCUGAGGUUUGAUCCAGAGGCCCCCAAGGUGGCGCUUCCACAGGGCAUGAUGGCGCCAGUGAACUCCUUCAAUACAUUGUUCCACGCACAAGCUUUCUGGGGCCUGAUGAUGCCUGUUUCAGUGAGCUCAAUGGCGGCAGAUGUCAUCCGUGGGUACUGGGCUCAGCGCAUCUUGUGGGAGAUUGGUGGGUAUGUGGCUUUCUACCCACCAACUAUUUACCGGAAGGAUCAUGUGCAGGCCUACCCUUUCGCAGAGGAGAAGGAUCUGCAUGUGAAUGUUGGUAGAUUGAUCAAAUUCCUGAACGAGUGGAGGUCAAACAAGCAGAGCCUGUUCGAGAAGAUUCUUGAUUUAAGCUAUGCCAUGGCUGAGGAGGGGUUCUGGAUGGAGCAGGAUGUGAGAUUGACAGCUGCUUGGCUGCAGGAUCUUCUGGCAGCAGGGUAUCGGCAGCCUCGGCUCAUGUCAUUGGAGAUUGACAGGCAACGGGCAACCAUUGGGGAGGGUGACAUGAAGGAGUUUGUGCCCAAGAAGCUGCCAUCCGUGCACCUUGGGGUUGAUGAAAUCGGCACAGUGAACUAUGAGAUUGGAAAUCUGAUCAAGUGGCGAAAGAACUUUGGUAAUGUCGUGCUCAUCAUGCAUGUUAGUGGACCUGUAGAUCGUGUAGCCUUGGAAUGGAGGCUGCUAUAUGGACGGAUAUUCAAGACCGUUAUCAUUCUUGCGGAGCAGAGCAAUGCAGAGCUUGCUGUUGAACGCUGCGCUCUGUCACAUGCAUACAAGUAUCUGCCCAAGGUGUUUGGAAGAUACGGUGGUGCUGAUGGAUUUCUCUUCCUCCAAGACCACAUGAUUCUUAAUUACUGGAACCUUCUGCAAGCCGACAAGGAAAAACUCUGGAUAACUGAUAAGAUUGCACAUUCUUGGGUUACUAUUCCACUGGAGAGCAAUAAAGAAGAAUGGUUUGUUAAGCAAGGUGCUAUGGUUAAGCAGGUCGUUGGCAGUUCCCCUGUUCAUUUCCAGACCAGUUAUAAAGAAAGCAUGGGCGAAGACAAGAUCGUAUUUUGUGGCAGUGAACUGUUCUAUGUGCCCCGACGGUUUGUUGAGGACUUUGGUGAUCUUGUGAGUCUCGUUGGCAAUUUGGAUCUGCAUCAUAAGAUUGCGGUCCCGAUGUUCUUCUUGGCGAUGGAUUCGCCUCAAAAUUUUGAUUCGGAAGCUCUGGCCGGAACAGUUUUCAAGACCAACUUGGCAGCCAAUGAGACUUUCGCAAAUAUUUAUACAGCGCAGUCACCUGCUGUUUUCCCAGUUAAAGUGAUGAACGAGAUUGAUUUCAUAAAGGUAAUUCGGCUGAUGUCCAAGGGAGACCCUCUUCUGAUGGAGUUGGUAUAAAUAUUCAUUUGUGUAGCUGAAAUGCAAAGCAUUAUCUGUGUGGCAAUGAGGACAGAGUAGACAACGAUAGUUUUGAGUUUUCAGGAGGUUCUCUGUUGUAAUUGCAUUUAUUCUGUAGCUGUUCAUUUCAAAGGUGUUGUAUAUUGUGUUGUAUCAAUAGUGACAAAGGUUACUGGGGUUCAGCUCGGUCCGGCUGUCCUGCUGAAGGAAAGAAAGGAUAGAUACGAUUUCGCUGAGAAGAGCCUCUGACACGGGCAUGGGUUUUGCAAGAGUUUUGGUGGUUGAUUAUAGUACAGAUUCACACUUGAGCAGUCUAUUGUACCCCUCAACGUUGGUAAAUGAAAAUCAGGCAUACUCUCUGGCUUGUGUUUGGAUGAA
Messenger RNA from Hordeum vulgare subsp. vulgare (domesticated barley), 2830 nucleotides. RefSeq names its product probable glycosyltransferase STELLO2. The transcript has 3 exons. Lineage: Eukaryota; Viridiplantae; Streptophyta; Magnoliopsida; Poales; Poaceae. The record is from RefSeq and is a predicted model, not a curated record. The coding region runs from base 119 to 2452 and encodes 777 amino acids.